CAAAGGUUUUGGUUUCUUGUCUGUGUCCAGGGGGCAGUUGAUUUGGCAGUGAAGUUUUCCUUACUGAGCCGGUCAGGUGCUGAAAAAUAUAAAAACCCGUGGAUAUUUAUUGCUCAAUUUUUGGAGCGGACGUUCAAGGUCUGCCAAACCCACCCCACCCCACCCACCAAACCACACACACAGAAACCACAACACAUUUAUUUAUUUUGCUACACGGCUCCCCACACCCUUACCUACAUGUCCGAGGAUAUCAAAAAAGGAAAGAAGAAACUGUUGGCUGUCGGCGUGCCAGCCACUCUGAACUUGAGAGCCGAGCUCGAACGUGCGCGCAGCGAGAGUAAACAGGGCAGCGGCAGCAAUACUAGCGCCAGUGCAAAUACCAAGAAAAAGGCAAGUUCCCAGUCACUGUUGCAGCUGGACGGGCACAACCGGGGGGUCCACAGCCGUGCCCAGAAGGAUAUUCUGGCUAUGGAGGCUGACCAACCGUCGGAAUCGCAAAUGAAUGCGCGCGUCAAACAGGCGCUCGAGGAAAAGGCCAAGAUAUACGAUAUGCUCACCAGUAAGCGAGGUAUCGGCGCCGCUCAGCUCGAUGAUGAGCGCAUAUCCCAGAUCCUGGACGAGAGCUCCGUUGAUUUUGUUGGUAUGCAGUGCGACAACUUGCAACAUCAUUGGAAAAAGAAGAAGAACCGGGAAAACAGGAGCGAGGAGAUGGGUAUGGAUACGGAAGAUAUGGUGGAGAUUGUCGAUGAGUUUGGGCGCACGCGCAUGGUGCCGCGCAGCAGAGCAAAAGAGUAUAAAGGGGGUUAUGAAUCUGGGUCUGACUCUGGUAGCAAUAGCGAGUCCAGUCUUAGCGACUCAGGCAGGCGCGCAGUGAUAGCUGCUGCGCGCAGAGACCAUGGCUCUGGCCACUACAGUUUAUCUUUGGACCAUGUUGAGCGCGAGGGGCAGCUCCUGGCAUUGCGCCAACUGCAUGAUGAGACCGUGGCUGGCCGCGAGGCUGUGGCUGGCAGCAUUGGUGAGAAGCAGCGGCAGCAGCUGGAGCAGCGGCGCGCUCAACUCCGGACAUCUCGCGCAAGGGCGGCAUUUAACGCGCAGCAAGCGCUGAAAACACAAGCAAAAAAAUAAAUAUAACAAAUGUUACAUCAUCUCCGUUGGUACAGUCAACGUUUUGGUUUUUUUUCGUACUUAUUGUGUGC
Molecule: messenger RNA, 1196 nt
Organism: Kickxella alabastrina
Lineage: Eukaryota; Fungi; Kickxellomycota; Kickxellomycetes; Kickxellales; Kickxellaceae
Exons: 1
Coding region: 238-1125 (295 amino acids)
Cellular component (GO): nucleus
Source: RefSeq, a predicted model, not a curated record